UUAGUGGAGGGGCUGCGCUGCCCCCGGGGGGGGGCAGCACAGCCCAAUGGGUCAGAAAGGCCACAAAGACUCCCUUUACCCUUGUGGGGGGACAUCUGUGAGCAGCCUCCAUGAGGCCUUGGAGCAGUGCAUGACUGCCCUGGACCUCUUCCUCACCAACCAGUUCUCAGAAGCACUCAGCUACCUCAAGCCCAGAACCAAGGAGAGCAUGUAUCAUUCGCUGACUUAUGCCACCAUCCUGGAGAUGCAGGCCAUGAUGACCUUUGACCCUCAGGACAUCCUGCUUGCUGGCAACAUGAUGAAGGAGGCACAGUCGUUGUGUCAAAGGCACCGGAAGAAGUCCUCCGUAACAGAUUCCUUCAGCAACCUGGUGCACCGCACCACUAUGGACCAGUUCACGGAAGAGGAAAUCCAUGCUGAGGUCUGCUACGCAGAGUGCCUGCUGCAGAGAGCAGCUCUGACCUUCCUGCAGGAUGAGAACAUGGUGAGCUUCAUCAAGGGUGGCAUCAAGGUCCGAAACAGCUACCAGACCUAUAAGGAGCUGGACAGCCUCGUCCAGUCCUCACAGUACUGCAAGGGGGAGAACCACAGGCACUUUGAAGGCGGGGUGAAGCUUGGUGUGGGAGCCUUCAACCUGACGCUGUCCAUGCUUCCUACUAGGAUCCUGCGGCUGCUGGAGUUCGUGGGGUUCUCAGGAAAUAAGGACUACGGGCUGCUGCAGCUGGAGGAAGGCGCUUCAGGACACAGCUUCAGAGCUGUGCUGUGUGUCAUGCUGCUACUCUGCUACCAUACCUUCCUCACCUUUGUGCUUGGAACUGGAAACGUUAACAUCGAGGAGGCGGAGAAGCUCUUGAAGCCCUACCUGAAGCGUUACCCUAAGGGUGCCAUCUUCCUGUUCUUCGCAGGACGGAUUGAAGCUAUUAAAGGCAACAUUGACACAGCCAUCCGACGGUUCGAGGAGUGCUGUGAGGCCCAGCAGCACUGGAAGCAGUUCCACCACAUGUGCUACUGGGAGCUGAUGUGGUGCUUCACCUACAAGGGCCAGUGGAAGAUGGCCUACUUCUACGCCGACCUGCUCAGCAAGGAGAACUCCUGGUCCAAGGCCACCUACAUCUACAUGAAGGCUGCCUACCUCAGCAUGUUUGGGGAGGAGGACUACAAGCCAUUUGGAGAUGACGAAGUGGAGCUGUUUAGAGCUGUGCCAGGCCUGAAGCUCAAGAUUGCUGGGAAGUCUCUGCCCACGGAGAAGUUCGCCAUCCGGAAGGCCAGACGCUACCUCUCCCCCACCCCUAUCUCACUGCCAGUCCCUGCUCUGGAAAUGAUGUACGUCUGGAACGGCUACGCUGUGAUUGGGAAGCAGCGAGAACUCACCGACGGGAUACUUGAGAUCAUCACUCAGGCUGAAGUGACGCUGGAAAAGGGCCCCGAGAAUGAGUUCUCAGUGGAUGAUGAGUGCUUGGUGAAAUUGCUGAAAGGCCUGUGUCUGAAGUACCUGGGCCGUGUCCAUGAGGCUGAGGAGAAUUUCAGGAGCAUUUCUGCCAGUGAAAAGAAGAUUAAAUAUGACCAUUACUUGAUCCCAAAUGCCCUGCUGGAGCUGGCCCUGCUGUUUAUGGAACAAGGGAGAAAUGAAGAGGCCGUCAAACUUUUGGAAACUGCCAAGCAAAACUACAAGAAUUACUCCAUGGAGUCAAGGACACAUUUUCGAAUCCAGGCAGCCAUGCUCCAAGCCAAGUCUUCCCUUGAAAAUGGCAGCAGAACCAUGAUUUCGUCAGUGUCUUUAUAGCUUUAUACAGCACCCCUGGGCUGGAAGAUGAGGAAAGACAGCUGGACAGAGCUCCUAGAAACAUUUCAAAAAGAUCCCUCUCCCUGUCUGCCCUUGGGGGCCACUGGUGCUCCAGUGGGAUGGCAGGACAUGGGUAUCAAUGUGGAAGCAAAGCUGGCAUUUUCCCUAGUAUGGCCAAGGGCCUUUGCCAAGGACAGAGCAGGUGGGGCCCUCUGCCUGCCCUUUCACACAUACGGGUACUUUUUUUUUUUUUUUUUUUUCCACUGUGAUGUUUAAGAGAAUGUAUGGAUAAUUUACAUUUUCCUUAGAGAUACAUUGAUGGGAUCAUAGUUGGAUAAAAAAAACAAAACAA
Orycteropus afer afer is the source of this 2135-nucleotide messenger RNA. It is a transcript of the gene TTC39A, whose product is annotated as tetratricopeptide repeat domain 39A. The record is from RefSeq and is a predicted model, not a curated record. Lineage: Eukaryota; Metazoa; Chordata; Mammalia; Tubulidentata; Orycteropodidae. Gene Ontology annotation, molecular function: protein binding.